Molecule: messenger RNA, 2881 nt
Organism: Siniperca chuatsi (mandarin fish)
Lineage: Eukaryota; Metazoa; Chordata; Actinopteri; Centrarchiformes; Sinipercidae
Gene: rbm4.3
Product: RNA binding motif protein 4.3
Exons: 4
Coding region: 164-1204 (346 amino acids)
Cellular component (GO): cytosol
Molecular function (GO): mRNA binding
Source: RefSeq, a predicted model, not a curated record
CUCCUGGACUGUGCGGGGCAGUGUGGUUGUGACCCGGGAAAAACGUAGACGAAGAAAAAGGAAAAAAAAGGCAGACAAAACCCAAACGGAAGUCGGCAAAGGAAAGCUCUCGAAAAGGGUUUGAAUUCUUUGCAGAGGCCGUCUGGUAAAAAGAUCUUAAACAAUGGUGAAGAUUUUUGUGGGAAAUCUGCCCCGAGAGGCAGACCAGGAUGAAAUCAAGGCACUCUUUACCGAGUACGGCACAGUCACAGAAUGUGCCAUCAUCAAGAACUACGCUUUCGUCCACAUGGAUGACCGCAAGGCAGCCACCAAAGCCAUUAAGAAUCUGCACCUCUACAAGCUUCACGGCACGCCAAUCAACGUGGAGGCCAGCCACGGGAAGAACCAGGGCUCAGUCAAACUGCAUGUCGCGAAUGUAGAAAAGGGAUCUGAUGACGAGCUCCGUGCUCUCUUUGAAGAGUACGGCACAGUCACAGAGUGUGCUGUUGUCAAGAACUUUGCUUUUGUACACAUGUCCAACUCUGACGAGGCUAUGGAUGCCAUCAAGGGACUGGACAACACUGAAUUUCAAGGCAAACGCAUCCAUGUCCAGAUUUCUAAGAGCCGUCCCAGACAUGACGAACGGGAUGACUACCCCCCUCCUCCUCCAGACAGGGGUGGCUAUUGGCCCCCUCGCUAUCCAGGAGAGAGGCACGAGCCUCCCCCACCCAGCUACCUGAGAGGCCGCCUCAGCCAUAUACCCCCAGGUUACCCCGCCCCUCCUCUGCCACCCCCUCCCCCUAGACGAGCUGUUUACUCUGACCGUCCCUAUGAGGGUGAGAGGGACAGAUACGGCGUGGUAGAUUACUAUGAGAAGUACAGAGCCCGGCCGUAUGGCAUCGCCUCCUAUGAGGACCAACGGGCUGGCGCCCCUCCUCCUCCCCCUCCCCCCUCUGCCGUCGUCCGAGACCGUCUUAUGACCUCGUCGCUUGACCCAUAUGAGCGUCGGCCCCUUCCACCUCCUCCGUCCUCGUACUAUGCCCGAGAUCGCAGCCCCCUCAGGAGAGCGCCUAGCACGCCAAUGCCCCCCGCCAGUAAUGGCUACUCCUACGAACGCUCCCGACUCUCUCCGGUUUCCCGGGUCCCGGCAUACGGAGUUCCUCGCGCCAGGGACCCCUACGCAGACCGCCUGCCUCCGCCACCGCCUGCACGCUACGCUUAUUAAGCAAGGCCCUGGCAUGUGAAGGAUCGUCCGACUGCGUCGCCGCUCGCCGGCUCCUGAAGCACGUGACACUAUCCUCUUCCUGUCUGCGGCUGAGCGCGUUACGUUCCCCUGCGAUGCUCACAGGAGGAACUAAAUUGCCGACGUCCACGUCUGUUUUUGUUAUUAUUUUUGGGACAGGUUUUACACUCGUAUUUUUUCCCCUGAUUGUUUUAGUUUGUUAUUGUGCUGUAGUAUUUUUAAUGCUUGACGUCUGAGUUAGGCGUUUUUUUGGUUUUUUUAAUUUGUACUUUUACGUUUUGAAUAAUUAGUGUUCUGAUGUUGUGUGUGACCUUGGAAAGCUGAAUGAUUUCAGCAGCAGUUUCUAGGCGAUACUUGUGACUGUAGAUUAACUGAACUGAAUCAUGUUUGGUAUUAAAUCUAAUCUACACGUUGGUUCCAUCAUGUUAAUCUUUUCCAUCGAAAAACCAAACGUACAUGUGGCGUUACUGUGAAAAUUUAAACUAAGACGUAGGGGUUUGACAAAUAUAGAAAGUAACUGUUAAUAGGACAGUUACCGCAAAACGUUCACAUGUACCUGUCCAUUGUCGAAACUUGUUUUUAAUAAACGGAUUUGUGUAAUGUUGUUCACAGAUGUGCUCAAAAUUAUGCCCAGCGCUAAAACGCCUCAUUAGUGUAACCGCUUGAAUUGAUUAGAAUACUCUACUAGGAUAUUUAAAAAACAAACAAACAAACAAACAAACCAAAAAAAACCCAUCAGCUCCUAUAUUUAAUGAUUAUCCGUUUAUUAAUGAUGAAAUCACGUAUAACAAGCUUGUUAAAAUCGUCACGCUGAUUAAAGAAAUAUCUCCCCUCUGGUCUUGUCUGAAGUGCCACAGCUUUAAUCUCUCAUCAGCGUACCUUCUAGCUUGUCCCCUUCAGUGCCAAAAUUGAGUAUUUAAGUGAAGAAGGGGUGUAACACAAUCCAGCCAUACUCCACCAGCUGAGAUUUCAUAGCUGAGACUAGUUAACCUUGAAUCUUGGGGGAGAUGACAUCAGAGGCUGCUGGAGACCUUCAGAGUCAACAGGUAAGUCAAGGAUUUUAAGGACUACUGAAGUAGAAAGUAAUGCUCACAUUUAACUUUUUUAUAGGUCAAUAUUAGUAGUUACAACAGAGGUUUGUGACAGUGGCAUAAACUUUUGAUUAUUUACAGGUCCUGCAGUGUUAGCUAGUCAAGUGUUUAUUCACUGUACACAUACAACUAUCCAUUCAGCUGUAAAUCUGCUACUCUUUGUCUCCAGUGUUUGCUGGGAAAUAAUUCAAAGCCAUGUACAUAGUUCACAGUCCUUUUUCGGGCACUGCCAGCAAAUGGAAUACUGACUAGACCGUAGUUAGCUUCAGGUAAAAUGUUUUUGAUUAUUGGAAAUGAAGAGAAUCAUUCAGCAUAGCAUAGUUUGGUUAAGCUUGACAAGAGAAGAUUCUGACUGAAUGGACUUGAAGAAAACAUCAGUAAAUUCUGCACUUGGUCUUGCAGACACCAGAUUUUUAAAGACUUGUAAAAUAAGUUAAUUAAUACAAUGAAAUUGCUAUAGUAACUGAUUUUACACAAAAGGAUUUUGAUGGACGUGAGAAAUUCACAGUACUUUGCAUUGUAUUGCCCUUUUGGAAUCUGACCUGCAUGAAUAAAAUAUUUAAAACAA